Pneumocystis jirovecii RU7 is the source of this 205-nucleotide messenger RNA. RefSeq lists its product as uncharacterized. The record is from RefSeq and is a predicted model, not a curated record. The coding region runs from base 1 to 171 and encodes 56 amino acids. NCBI's taxonomy places the organism in Eukaryota, Fungi, Ascomycota, Pneumocystomycetes, Pneumocystales, Pneumocystaceae. The transcript has 2 exons. Gene Ontology annotation, biological process: mitochondrial respiratory chain complex I assembly. Gene Ontology annotation, cellular component: mitochondrion.
AUGAAAAAAAAUAAUCAAAGAAUUCAAGAUUUCAUGAGAACAUCUAAAUUUUGCAAUUUUCUGGGUAUUAUGUAUGGAAAAUGUAUUAUAAAAAAUGUAAAUAAUAUAGAAAAAGAUAUAUGUGUAUCAGAAUUCCAAAAAUUCAAAAACUGCUUAGAAAAAAUAGUUUAAUCAGAAUAAUUUUAUUUAAUACUAAUAUAUUACA